Acanthosepion pharaonis is the source of this 1908-nucleotide messenger RNA. Lineage: Eukaryota; Metazoa; Mollusca; Cephalopoda; Sepiida; Sepiidae. The record is from the annotation of a GenBank genome assembly.
AUGGUUUGGUCGCCCAAAAUGGACCUCAUGGCGUUGGCAAAUGUGCAAGGGGAGGUUGUGCUACAUCGACUUUCUUGGCAGAAGGUUUGGACCAUUCCUGCACCAGCAGAUAAUGUAACAGUUGGAACCUUAGCUUGGCGUCCAGAUGGUCGAGUGUUGGCUGUAGGUUACAGCAAUGGGACAGUUUGUCUUCGGCAUAUUGAGAAUGCUGAUGUUCUGCAUGAAGUUGACAUUCAAGAAAAAGUCACCAGUAUGAACUGGGUAUCUCAGGAAUUUCCUGAGGGAGAGUUGUGGUCUCCAGGAAUUUAUCCAGAAGAUAAUUCUGUUCAUUAUCUUCCAAAGUUAGAACCACUUAAUAAAAGUUACAACUCCCUUCCCAAGGGACAUCAAGAAGAAAAUGUUGAAGAUGCUAAAAAAGUGAAAAAUCAAAAAGAAUUAAAUCUGCUGGUUGUUGGUUCUGGCUGUGGAAAUGUCUAUCUUUUUGCUUAUGGAAUUUUUCCUUCUGGCUCCGUGAUUCUUAUGCAUCUGGACAUUGAAAAUAAGAAACGUCAAGUUAAAUCAGCCAUGAUUUCACAAGACCUUUAUACACUGUGGCUAGUUCUAGAAGUUAGUGAAGAGGAAUCAGAAACAUUCCAUUAUUAUCUGGUAUCAAUUGACACAACCCUGUUGGCUUCCAGGCACAAAGAACUUCGACUUCUUGCUCUCAAAUACGCUGAACUUUCUUCUCUCUUAGAAUAUCUCAACUCAACCAUCCAGCAAAUGACAGAAGCCUGGGAAGACAUCCUCAUGGAAAUGGAUGACAAGCUUUUAAAAUUUGCUGAGGAGAAGAAAAAGCAGUGUGGAAAUUCUCGACCAGCUGUAUCCGUUUCUACAGAUUUUCUGGAAAUGUUGCUGAUGGGAAAAGCAAGUACUGAACUUCGUUUAUUCCUUCUUCAUGAAUUGACAGAGAAGGGACUGAAAAAACUUGGUUUGUCUAUAGAAUCAUCAUAUCUUAGUAUCCAGAAAUUGGUGACUCGUCUUCAGAAUGUUGGAGUGUCCAUUGUGAGCCAUUUGAGUGACCUGCAUGGAAUGUCUAUGUGGUAUGACCGAUUUGGAGUGGUUGGGCUAACCGAGAAGAGUUUGCAUGAAGCAGUUAUGGCUGCUGGAACCUUCAUGCUGAAAGCCAGUGAAUUGCAUCAGGUGAUUGACAGAAGCAUCAAGAGUUUGAAAGCAUUUUUCAGAUGGCUUUAUGUUGUUAUUUUGAGGCUUGGAGGUGACCAACCACCAGCCCAGGAAACAAGCAAGAUGACACAGCAUGAUUUCAAUUUUGUUGCCGAGUUCAUCAGAGAUAAUUUUGAUCAAUUAACACUUGAUGAAGAUGAUGCCAAAAAACCUGGAUUCAAACUUAUAAAAAAUAUUAUAUAUAAAAAGGAAGACUUGCAGUUUCCAGCUGAUAAUUCUAAGAACCCUUGGAUAAAAUUUUGUGAUCGUGAACCUGUCAUGGAUGUAAACACAUUUCUGUACCCUGUGAAACCAAAUAAAUCACUAGUUCAGGUGCAACAAAUUUUAGAAGAUAAAGUUGAAGUUGCUCUCACCAAACCAACAACUGUCAUUGGAAGGGAAUGUCACUGUACACGUUUACUCAAGUUAUUCUCUUCACAGCAUCAGCUCAAGAAAGAGGUUGAGUUGCUUCCACGGAUUGCACAAUUUUCUGUCACUAAUGGAAGCCAGUUGUACACUGUGUUCACUACUACGACACUACCUUGUGAUAACCUUUACAUUAUCCGAACUCCAGAUACCUCCGACAGACCCAAAGAUUCUUUUCAAGUUGCAUCGAUUUGUAUCAAAUCACUUGGCCCACCAGAAGAGCAAGAGGAAGAGCAAGAGUCUGAUGCACACAAGGACAGCUCUUUGAAUACAUCCAUGUAA